AGGGUACUUCUAUCAACAACCCAAAAAAGAAAAAAGGAAAAAAAAAGCUCAAUUUUCUCAGAGCUCUUCUGCAGCUCUAAUCCAUGGCGGCUCUCUCUCUCUCCUCUUUCUCACUCCUCUUCUUUUUCCUUUUCUUCCACUCGUUCGCCGGAAAGGUCGCGCCGGACGGCCACCACCUCACUGUCGAACUCGCCGCCCUUCUGCCCUCCGCCGCCUGCAGCCGCCGCUCUGCCAAAGUUACAGGUGUGAAAAAAGAAGAUUCGUCUCCGUCUCUGGAGGUGGUUCACCGGCAUGGGCCGUGCGCCGGAGCUUCAAAAGCGCCGAGCGAAGCGGAAAUCUUUGUCCGCGAUCAGGCUCGGGUGGACCUCAUCCACUCCAAGUUCUCAGAGGAGUCUGGUUCGGGUUCGGUCCAGCGUAUACGGCCGUCGAAGGCGACGAAGAUUCCGGCGAAGUCCGGCGCCACCAUCGGGUCCGGUAAUUACAUAGUGAGCGUCGGAUUGGGGACGCCGAAGAAGGAGCUGUCGCUAAUAUUCGACACGGGGAGCGAUCUGACGUGGACUCAGUGCGAGCCUUGCGCCAGAUAUUGCUACAGCCAGAAGGAUCCGGUUUUCGCUCCUUCCAAAUCCACCUCUUAUUCCAAUAUCUCUUGUUCCUCCCCUUCCUGCUCUCAGCUUGAAUCUGGCACCGGGAAUGAGCCAGGUUGCUCCUCCGCGACGAAGUCGUGUAUUUACGGAAUACAAUACGGCGAUCAAUCUUUCUCCGUCGGAUAUUUUGCCAAAGAAACGCUAAGUCUAUCGUCAUAUGACGUCAUCGAAAACUUCCUGUUUGGAUGCGGCCAAAACAACCGCGGACUCUUCGGUAGCGCCGCCGGCCUUCUCGGCCUCGGCCAGGACAAAAUCUCCAUCGUUAAACAGACCGCACAAAAGUACGGCCAGAUCUUCUCCUACUGUCUCCCCAAAACUGCCAGUUCCACCGGCUACCUAACAUUCGGCGGCGGCGGCAACGGCGGAGCGCUCAAAUACACGCCGAUCACGAAAGCGCACGGCGUCGCCAAUUUCUACGGCCUCGACGUCGUCGGAAUUAAGGUCGGCGGAACUCAGUUGCCGAUUUCGUCGUCGGUCUUCUCGACCUCCGGCGCGAUCAUCGAUUCCGGCACGGUGAUCACGCGGCUGCCACCGGCGGCGUACGACGCCUUGAAAUCGGCGUUUCAGAAAGGCAUGACGGCGUAUCCGAAGGCGCCGGAGCUGUCGAUCCUGGACACGUGUUACGAUCUGAGCAAGUACACGUCCGUAGACGUCCCGAAGGUGAGCUUCCUCUUCAAAGGUGGAACGGAACUCGAUCUGGACGCCAUCGGAAUCUUGUACGGAGCAUCGCCGGAGCAGGUUUGUUUGGCGUUCGCCGGAAAUCAGGAUCCGAGAUCCGUCGCGAUUAUAGGGAACGUGCAGCAGAAGAGUUUGCAAGUGGUCUACGAUGUCGGUGGAGGGAGGGUGGGGUUCGGCUAUAAUGGUUGUUAGGGGUAAAACUAUAAAUAGGCUUUCUUUGUGGGGCUAAUGGGGGAAAUAGGGAUGAUAAUAAGGGCCAAAGGGCAAUUGAAAUUAUUAUACUUAAGAAAUGUGUGGUAAAAAGGAAGAUUUGAAAGAAGUUUGCAAAUUGGGUAUACUUUGCAAAUGUAUAGGGUUAAAACCUAAAAGCCUUUGUUUGUUACUUCUUAUUGUUGUAAUUGUAAUUUGCAACAAUUACCCAUUAAAAUGUUUGAUGAAAUUACAAAAA
Messenger RNA from Momordica charantia (bitter melon), 1770 nucleotides. RefSeq names its product aspartyl protease family protein At5g10770. Gene Ontology annotation, molecular function: aspartic-type endopeptidase activity. Gene Ontology annotation, biological process: proteolysis. The record is from RefSeq and is a predicted model, not a curated record. Lineage: Eukaryota; Viridiplantae; Streptophyta; Magnoliopsida; Cucurbitales; Cucurbitaceae.